GAAAGGAAUUUAGAAGGACGACGACGUUUCUCAUCAUCCGUACAUUGUUCUUAAAUUGUAACGGAGACGUGUGAUAUCAUCACUCAACCAACACCUUUCUUUCUCUCCGUCGUCGAGAGUUUCGCCGAUUUCGUAAAAACCCUAUGGAGCUCCUCCGAUCCAACUUGUCUAGGGUUCAGAUCCCUGAACCUACUCAUCGUAUCUACAAGCAUGAGUGUUGCAUCUCCUUCGAUACUCCGAGAUCCGAAGGAGGAUUGUUCGUAGAUAUGAAUAGUUUUCUUGCUUUUGGGAAGGAUUAUGUUUCUUGGAAUUAUGAGAAGACUGGAAACCCUGUUUAUCUGCAUAUUAAGCAGACUACCAAGUCUGUUCCUGAGGAUCGGCCUCUCAAGAAACCGACUCUGCUCGCUAUAGGAGUUGAUGGAGGCUUUGAUAACAACGAGCCUGAGUACGAGGAGUCGUAUAGCAUAGUUAUACUUCCGGAUUUUGUGACACUGCCAUUUCCUUCUGUUGAACUACCAGAGAAGGUGAGGAUUGCUGUCGAUACUGUAGUGAAUGCCGUAGGUGCUGAGCGGAAAGAGCAAGUUGCAGCUUGGACAGCUGAGAAAAAGUUAGUUAGUGAACAUGCAUUGACACUGCAGCAAAUCAAGAGUGGCAUUGUCAUUCCUCCCUCUGGUUGGAAAUGUGCCAAGUGUGAUAAGACGGAGAAUCUCUGGCUUAAUCUUACCGAUGGAAUGAUUCUCUGUGGAAGAAAAAACUGGGAUGGAACUGGUGGAAACAACCAUGCGGUUGAGCACUACAAAGAGACAGCCUAUCCUCUUGCUGUAAAGCUUGGAACUAUCACAGCUGACUUAGAAGCAGCAGAUGUUUAUUCCUAUCCGGAAGAUGACAGUGUUUUGGACCCGCUCCUGGCUGCGCAUCUGGCCCAUUUUGGAAUUGACUUUUCGUCGAUGCAGAAGACUGAAAUGACAACUGCCGAAAGAGAACUUGAUCAAAAUACAAAUUUUGAUUGGAACCGUAUACAAGAGAGUGGAAAAGAAUUGGUACCAGUUUAUGGACCUGGAUAUACCGGACUUGUCAAUCUUGGGAACAGUUGCUACUUGGCAGCUACGAUGCAGAUUGUUUUCUCUACCCAUUCAUUUAUUUCAAGAUACUUUUCACAUCAGAGCUUAAAGAUGGCUUUUGAGAUGGCUCCUGCUGAUCCAACUUUGGACCUCAAUAUGCAAUUAACAAAGCUUGGACAUGGUUUACUAUCUGGGAAGUACUCUACUCCUGCAACUCAGAAGGAUGCUACAACUGGAGAUGCUAGACAAGAAGGAAUACCUCCUCGCAUGUUCAAAAACGUAAUUGCUGCGAGCCACGCAGAAUUCUCUUCUAUGAGACAGCAGGAUGCUCUCGAGUUUUUCCUCCAUUUGGUAGGCAAGGUUGAGCGUGCUAGCAACACGACACCAGAUUUAGACCCCUCGAGGAGCUUCAAGUUUGGAAUAGAAGAGAAGAUCCUUUGUCCAUCUGGAAAGGUUGGAUAUAAUAAGAGGGAAGACUGUAUUCUUUCUUUGAACAUUCCGUUGCAUGAGGCAACUAAUAAAGAUGAAUUAGAAGCCUUUAACAAGCAGAAAGCAGGAAAAGGAUUGGAAGAGAAUGAUAUCAGGUCAAGUGAUGAAAUAGUACGCCCACGAGUUCCUUUAGAAGCUUGUCUAGCAAAUUUUGCAUCAUCAGAGCCGAUUGAUGACUACUACAGCUCUGCUCUGAAGGGGAGGACAACAGCUAUCAAGACAACUGGUUUGACAUCUUUCCCAGAUUAUUUGGUCUUGCACAUGCGGAAGUUUGUUAUGGAGGCAGGCUGGGUGCCAAAGAAACUUGAUGUAUACAUUGAUGUUCCGGAUGUUAUUGAUAUCAGCCACAUGCGUAGCAAAGGACUCCAACCUGGGGAGGAACUGUUGCCAGAUGGCGUUCCAGAAGAAGUGAUUGAAUCAGCGCAGCCUGUGGCAAAUGAGGAGAUAGUUGCACAACUUGUCUCAAUGGGAUUUAGCCAGCUUCAUUGCCAGAAAGCUGCCAUAAAUACUUCCAAUGCUGGGGUUGAAGAGGCAAUGAACUGGUUACUUUCUCACAUGGAUGAUCCAGACAUUGAUGCACCGAUCUCCCACCAGACAUCUGACGUUGAUCAAUCAAGCCUUGAUGCCUUACUCUCCUUUGGUUUUGCUGAAGAUGUUGCUCGAAAGGCACUAAAAGCCUCGGGAGGAGAUAUAGAGAAAGCAACAGAUUGGAUAUUCAACAACCCUAAUGCAUCUGUUUCAGACAUGGAUGUUUCCUCUAGCAAUUCAGCGCAGACUCCGGCUCAAAGUGGAUUACCAGAUGGAGGAGGGAAAUACAAGCUGUUUGGAAUAGUAAGUCACAUAGGAACAUCAGUGCACUGUGGUCACUACGUGGCGCACAUAUUGAAAGAAGGUCGUUGGGUUAUUUUCAAUGACGACAAAGUUGGUAUCUCGACUGAUCCUCCUAAAGACAUGGGUUAUGUCUACUUCUUUCAGCGGCUUGAUUGAUUCGAUGGAGCCAGUCACAAAGACAAAAAAAAACUAAUCCCUUUUUUUUUUUUCAUAGAAACUUUUAAGGUCGAUAGGGUUUUUAAGAUUUGGAUUGAGGUGACCCAUGGGACUUGUUUCGGUUCCAAAAUCUUACUUGUGGAUUAGUAAAUUUCGUUCACUAUU
Messenger RNA from Arabidopsis arenosa, 2702 nucleotides. The record is from the annotation of a GenBank genome assembly. NCBI's taxonomy places the organism in Eukaryota, Viridiplantae, Streptophyta, Magnoliopsida, Brassicales, Brassicaceae.